Trichoderma aggressivum f. europaeum is the source of this 618-nucleotide messenger RNA. RefSeq lists its product as uncharacterized. The transcript is spliced from 3 exons. Bases 1 to 618 code for a protein of 205 amino acids. The record is from RefSeq and is a predicted model, not a curated record. NCBI's taxonomy places the organism in Eukaryota, Fungi, Ascomycota, Sordariomycetes, Hypocreales, Hypocreaceae.
AUGGCUGUCCUGUCUCGCGUCUUCUUGGCUGCUGCUGCUGCCCUUGGAGCCUCUGCUCUCGGUGCUCCUGAUGUUACUUUGACAUUUGACGAUAUUGCGGUCUCUAACGAGGAAGCAUGCGGAAGGUCGCAGCUCUCUCAGGAGGAUCCUUAUCACGGCAUCAUUAUUACUGGCACCGAGUACAACUUGGUUGUCAACUCUACCAAGACUGCUGCUUGUCCCUCUGAUGCGCCCUUCACUUACUACCCUCAAUGGGCUUCCUCCGGCAGCAACGUUCUCCUCAACCUCGCCGAUGGAAUUAGAUUCCACGCCCCGGAGUCGAAGAAGCUUAACGCGGGCUUCUUCCAUGCAGGAUUUGUCUACGAUGAUGCUCAGCUGGCCUCGGAUAUCACGAACAUCACUGUUCAGAUUCACGUCACCUCUUCCGACGGACGCGAGGAGUUGACUCAAGACUUUCCUCUCUGGGGAGCAAAGAACUUUGGACCUUGGCAGGUUUUCGUCAAUGAAACCACUGCCGAUUGGAUUCAGGUUUCUGGCCAUGUUUUCGCGUAUACUGGUGAUUCUGUCAUUUCUACCAGCAACCUUAUUGUUGAUGACGCUGAGCUCUGGUAUGCUUAA